GGCGCUUUUUGGCUCUUUCGGUGCCCCGGUGGAGGCGGGGGCUCAUCCAUCUCCCGCUCCGGCGGAGGGAUCUGCUUUUUGUAUCUCCCCCUCUGAGCGGCGCCACCACCUUCGCCACCACCACCGGACCCUGCUGCUGCGGAUCCUCCCGCGAGGAGAGAGAGAGCUAGUUUUCACCGAGGGAGCUUCCAGGACGGGACGACCGUGCUCUCGAAAGCGAGAGCCAGACCGAGCGAGCGAGCGAGCGAGAGAGAGAGCCCUCCGAGCGUAGUCUCUCUCUCUCUCUCUCGGCGGGAGUGCUGGCCGAUCGAGGCGCACUUGCCCAACCGGGACGGCCAAGACGGACGGUUCUCUCCGUAUUUUUUUGCCCGUUGGCGACGGUCGGUAUAACGAGGAGGAGCUCUAUUCGCGCCCGGAAGAGUGAGCGCGGUGGUGCCUCGUUGCUCCAGAGGGUGGAGGUUCCUGGAAAGGCCUCGCGAGAAAGGACAAAUUUGCGAGGAUCGGAGCUCACGGGGCGAUCGCGCACAAGCGCGGACUCGCCGCUGGCCGAUCGACAUGACCCGGUUGGGAUUGCGAUUUAUCGCAUCCCUGGCAUGCCUGGUCGUCGCAGCACAAGCCAGAAACGCCUACCCAUAUAAUAGCUCAUGGCCAGAUACCGAUGAAAAUCGACCGCAACGCGGCGAUUUGCCCGGUACAUCGUACGAAAAAGAUGACUACGACGAUGAAAAUUAUUCAGAUGAGUACACGCCGGCCCCACCACCGAUAGGACAUAAUAAAAAUGAAGUACAUCGCGGUUAUUCCAACUCGUGGGAUACCGGCUACGGUCAACAAACCUGGGACGGAUGGGAGGCAGAGGAACGAAGGAGGUACAACGAAAGUCACCGUCUCUCGGUGUCUUCGACUUCAGGUGGCGGGUACGAUACAUCUGGCCGAUCACAACAAGAAUCCCACGAUAGAUACGGUGAGCAGGGAUAUCCCAGCAGCUACAAAGUUUAUCCGGCUCCAGGAGCAAAUAAAAACUGUACUAGUCAAGGCUGCUGCUAUCCCAAAUGUUUUGCUGAAAAAGGCUCGAGGGGACCACCAGGCCUGAUGGGUCCCGUUGGUCCCAAAGGAGAUCACGGUUUUCCGGGAGCAGAAGGAUUUAUCGGCCCAAAAGGUGACAAGGGAGAUCCCGGACCCCAAGGCCAGCGUGGGAUUCGGGGUGAAAGAGGUAAAAUGGGUUUACCUGGCCAUCCCGGACAAAAUGGAGUACCUGGUAGCCCAGGAGCUGCAGGACCUUCCGGUUUACCUGGUCGGGAUGGUUGCAACGGAACUGAUGGAACUCCUGGUCGUUCUGGAUUACCUGGGGAACCUGGUCCACGAGGAUUACCUGGUAUCACUGGAAGCAAGGGAGAUAAAGGAGAAGCUGGUCACUGUGGUAGGCUCUCAGUUGGCCAGAAAGGUGAACCUGGUAUAGACGGAGUACAGGGUGCAAGAGGUAUUCCUGGUCCACAGGGUUAUCCAGGCCCACAUGGACAGAAAGGUGAAAUGGGACCAAUUGGAUUCAGUGGAUCACCAGGAUUAAAGGGAGAAAAGGGUCAUAUGGGACUUGGCUUUGAAGGCCCUAAAGGGGAUAAAGGUAUUAAAGGAGAAGUUGGCCCACCAGGUGAAAGUUAUGCAUCAUUUUUCACGGGAAAAGAUGAGGUAGUGGGUCCUAGGGGAGCAGAAGGACCAAGAGGUGAUAAGGGAGAUAUGGGAGUACCAGGUCAGAAAGGAGAACCUGGAUUCCAAGGAGACAAUGGUUUGCCUGGUUUCAAUGGUCCUAAAGGAGAAAGAGGCUUGCCAGGUGCACCGGGGAUUCGAGGACGCGAAGGGCACUCUGGUCCUCCCGGGCCUCCCGGACGUAAAGGAGAUAGAGGUUUAGAUGGUGCAGAUGGAUUAUCAGGCUUGCCAGGAUUCAAAGGAGAGCCUGGAUUAGAUGGUCCACAAGGUAUUCCAGGUUUACGAGGACCACCAGGUCCCCCAGGAGGUGGGAAAGGACAACCAGGUCCACCAGGCGAAAAAGGACCACGAGGAUAUCCUGGACCAGUAGGUUUGAGAGGAUCAGAUGGGCUUGCUGGUGUUCCAGGGCCUAGAGGUCCUAUUGGACCACCUGGAGGCCCUGGAUUAUCUGGUAUUCCUGGGAUAGAAGGAGCUCCUGGUGAUAAAGGAGCUAAAGGAGACGCCGGACUCACCGGUUUACCUGGAGAAACUGGUCCUCAAGGUUUUAUUGGACCUAUGGGUCCUCCUGGUCCAAGGGGCUUGCAAGGCGAAAAAGGACUAUCGAUUAUCGGCCCGGCUGGGAUGGAUGGGACUACAGGAAGAGAUGGUGCCAAAGGCCAGAAGGGAGAAAGAGGAUAUGGUGGUUCACGAGGUCGCCCAGGUGAUUCUUUAGAAGGAAUUCCAGGUCCUCCAGGUCAACCAGGCAUUGCGGGAGAGCCAGGAGUACCAGGAAGAGAUGGUAGUCCUGGGUUCCCUGGAUUAGUUGGUGAGAAAGGAGAAGCUGGUGGUAAAUGUUCCCAAUGCCUUCCUGGACAAAAAGGAGUUAAAGGAGAUCGUGGCCUGGAUGGGCAAGAUGGGCUACCAGGUCUUAGAGGACCACCUGGAGAACAUGGUUUUCCUGGUGAAGCAGGUGCUGACGGACUACCAGGUCCUAGUGGUCUUCCUGGCGAACGAGGUACAGAUGGAGUGCCUGGUGCUCCAGGACCACAAGGAGAAUCGGGAAAAGACUGUUUAAUUACAAAAGAUCAGUGUAAACUAGAAAAAGGCAUGAAAGGAGAUCGUGGUGAUGAUGGAAGACCAGGGCCUCGAGGUCUUGAAGGUCCUCCUGGUGAAAAAGGCAUAGCAGGCAGUCCAGGUUUUCCAGGUCCCAAGGGAGACAUGGGUGAUCAAGGCUUUCCAGGACAAAGUGGAACGCCUGGAAGACCUGGAAUUCCUGGAAGAAAAGGCGAAAUGGGUUUAAGCAUUAAAGGUGAACAGGGUGAUUUGGGUAGUGAUGGAUAUCCUGGUCCAAAGGGAGAACCAGGAUUUCCUGGAAUGCAAGGAGAUCCAGGAAUUUGUCCACCCUUAAAUGUUGAACAUGCUGCUGUUGGGCCUCCUGGAGACAGAGGCCAAAAAGGUGAACCAGGUCUUCGUGGUUUUGAUGGAGAGAAGGGUGACAGAGGUUAUUCAGGUGAACCAGGUUUACCAGGACCACCUGGCCCCAUUGGAGCACCUGGACCAACAGGUCCCAGAGGAUUACCAGGUCCUCGUGGAGAUAAAGGUAACACCGGUCCUAUGGGAUUUCCUGGCGAGCAUGGUGCUUUAGGACAGAGAGGUUUUCCUGGUUUGAACGGGCCGAAAGGUGUCAAGGGAGAACCAGGCAUUUCAGUCAAAGGAAGUAUUGGUUUACCUGGAGCGCCUGGUCCAAAGGGAGAUAAAGGAGGACCUGGACCAGUUGGAGAGGAAGGACCAGUUGGUUACCCAGGUUUACCAGGAUUUUCAGGGGAAAAAGGUGAUAUUGGAGAACCAGGACUCAAUGGAAUUCCAGGAGUCCCUGGUGAAAAAGGUGAUACUGGACCCAUGGGCCCUCCAGGUCCAGCUGGAAUCACAGGAACGCCUGGUACAGAUGGCUACAAAGGUGAAAUGGGACCCCCUGGAGAACCAGGAAGAAUCGGAUUAACUGGAUUACCUGGUAUGAAAGGUGAUAUAGGUGUUCCUGGUAUCGAUGGUCCAAAAGGUUUUCCUGGACGUAGAGGACCACCUGGUUUGCAAGGGCAACCCGGUUUAGAUGGUGCACCAGGUUUAAAAGGAGAAAGAGGCGAGAAAGGUUUGCAAGGUUUUCCUGGUAUGCCUGGUAUGGAUGGAAAACCAGGACUCCUUGGUGAACCUGGUCCUAAGGGAGAUGUGGGAUUCCCCGGAGAGCCUGGAAGAAUGGGUCCGAUUGGUCUCGAAGGGGAAAAAGGAGAUCAUGGAGAAUUAGGUUUUCAAGGUCAAAAAGGAGAGCCAGGACAGGUAUCAGAAAAAGGUCAAAAAGGCGAAACUGGAAUGCCUGGUAUAAGAGGGCCUCAAGGACCACCUGGUCGAGAUGGUAUAGAUGGCGAAAAAGGUGAGCCAGGUCAACCAGGUUAUGGCCGAGAUGGCCUUCCAGGGGAUAAGGGAGAGCCAGGUUUACCAGGAAGAGAUGGAACACCUGGUUUUAGAGGAGAUAAAGGAGACAUGGGAAUUCGCGGUUUCCCUGGUUCGAAAGGAGAUAUUGGAUUCCCAGGAACACCAGGAGAACCCGGAGAACCUGGAAUAGAUGGAAUAGAUGGAACAAAGGGAGAUAUUGGACCAAUGGGAUCAGUAGGUUUUCCUGGUUUGGAUGGAGAAAUGGGUCCCCCUGGAAGACCUGGUUUCGACGGAUUAAAGGGAGAAAGAGGUCCAGAAGGACCUGAGGGGCAUACUGGCUACCCUGGACAACCAGGUGAAAAAGGAGAUCAUGGUCCUCCUGGGUUGAUUGUGAAUGUAAAAGGAGAAAAAGGAGAACCUGGACUACCAGGUUAUCCAGGACGUGAUGGCGAAAAGGGUGAUGUUGGAUUUCCUGGCCCACCAGGAUUCACCGGAGAAAGAGGAGAUAAGGGCGAGUCUGGCAGUCCAGGUUUCCCAGGCCAACCAGGAAUUCCAGGAGAUAAGGGGGAUCGCGGACCUUCUGGACCUUCGGGACCUCCUGGCUUAACUAUUAGGGGAGAAAAAGGCCUUCCUGGGUUGCCUGGUAAACAUGGAAGAGACGGUUUCCCUGGAUUAGCAGGCUCUAAAGGAGAUAGAGGCUUGCCGGGUCUUCCAGGUAUGAAAGGAGAACUUGGUGUUCCUGGUCCGAUUGGGCCAGCUGGACCCAAGGGAGACAUGGGUCUUCCUGGUCCUACUGGUUUGCCGGGACGCGAUGGUGCUCCUGGAUUGGAUGGCAUGACUGGAUUAGAAGGUGAAAGAGGACCAAAAGGAGAUCAAGGUCCACCUGGAUUAUAUUCGGGUCCUGGUCAAAAAGGAGAAGUCGGUUAUCCUGGUCGUGACGGUUUGGAUGGUAAGAAAGGAGAGAAAGGUGAUAGAGGUUGGGACGGAGUCGCUGGUUUAACAGGGUCUGUGGGAGAAAAAGGAGACAAGGGUUACCCAGGAUUGGAUGGUGUUAUUGGAGCUGCAGGGUUAGAAGGAGAGAAAGGAGAUAAGGGAGAAGCUUGCAUAGCUCUUCCUACUGGUCGAGGAGAAAAAGGAGAUAGGGGUUUCCCAGGACCCAUUGGGCCUCCUGGACCACAAGGUCAAAAAGGAGAUCAAGGACUUCCAGGUUAUCCUGGAGUUAAUGGCCCUAAAGGUGUCCAAGGAUUAGUUGGACCUCCAGGGAUUCCAGGUUUAAGAGGAUUGCCAGGUUUGCAAGGGCCUCAAGGUCCAACAGGUCUUUUAGGACCACCUGGAGCACCAGGAAUUCCAGGUGAAUCUGGUGCACCAUGUGAAACUACUCCUGACUAUCUUACUGGCAUACUUUUGGUCAAACACAGUCAAAGCCAAACAGUUCCAGAAUGUGAUCGAGGACAUUUCAAGCUAUGGGACGGUUACAGUCUUUUAUAUACCGAUGGCGAUGAAAGAGCGCAUUCCCAAGACUUAGGUUAUGCUGGAUCCUGCGUAAGAAAGUUUUCGACAAUGCCUUUCCUGUUUUGUGAUGUAAAUAGUGUGUGUCACUAUGCCAGUAGAAAUGAUCGAUCUUACUGGUUGUCAACAAACAGUCCGAUUCCUAUGAUGCCAGUAGAAGAAACCGAGAUAGAGGAAUACAUUUCUAGGUGCGUCGUAUGUGAAGUUCCCGCAAAUGUCUUAGCUGUGCACAGUCAAUCGGUCACAAUUCCUGAUUGUCCUGAAGGAUGGUCCGGUCUUUGGAUUGGAUACAGUUUCGUUAUGCAUACUGGAGCUGGUUCUCAGGGUGGCGGACAGUCUCUAUCUAGUCCGGGGUCUUGUCUAGAGGACUUCCGUGCAACUCCAUUCAUCGAGUGUAACGGAGGCAAGGGACACUGCCAUUACUAUCCCAACGAGUUCAGUUUCUGGAUGGCCACGAUUGAAGAUCGUGAUCAAUUCCAGAAACCAAAUAAGCAGACCCUCAAGGCAGGAAGUCUGCGCUCCAGAAUAAGUCGCUGCCAAGUGUGCCUGAAAAACACGUAAUAAAUCCACGUGCCCUUAGCGUGAUUGUGACAGAUCAUGUCGCCAAAUGCAUUUCGAUUGUGCAUUGCUGUUCAUUCGUUACGCAAAAAAUAAAAAAGCUGCCGAUAUACUAUGUUACGAACGAUAAAUCUUCUUUAAAGCGAAAACACGAGAAAAGUUAUUAAAAUGAAUAACUCAUUAUAGAAAUAAGUACAUCGAUAAAAGCUCUGUUCAGCGUUACCUUUCUUUAUUUUUUCUUUUUCUUCUGAAAUUGUUGUGGUUUCUUUAAGUGUUACCCUCAUUAUUUUUCAUUUUACCACAACCUUCUUUAAUCUGUUUCACUGUAUCUAUUCCUUUCGGUAUCUUCUUUUUUCCUUUUGCUAUUUUUAUAAGUACCUUAGCAUAUUACCUAGUAUGUAAAGUAAAAUAUAUAUUUAUAUAAAUAAAUAUACCUACAUACAUGUAUUUGUAUGUAUGGUUGUUUAUUUAUUGCGUACGUAUUCGUUAUCAAUUUAUAAUCACUGCCUUUAUCGAGAUACGGCACUUUCUAUAUGAACUGUAUAUUUCAAUACAGAAGGAAAUGAGAUAAAAUUAAGCAUGAUAAUGAAAACCAAAUAUUUAAAUACAUAGAUAUUUUUCUACUAUAGUCAGUGUCAGUGUAUAACUCUAAUUUUAUAUUUAAUUUUGGAAUGUGCAUAGUCAUAAAAGCUUAGACAGUGUUAUAACUAAUUGCAUUGCUUUCUUUUAUUGUAUUUGUACAUUUCGUCUGCGUGUUGAAAGACAGUUAAAAAAACAUUUAUUUAUGUACGAAUAUAAAAGCAAAUCCAUGCGAUGUCAUCGACAUAAUUUUUAAAUAAAGAAUUGCUUUACAUCGUAAUUGUUGAUAGUCAAUGGUCAAUCGUUAAAAUUAUCCUAUUUUUAUUUCAAAUAAAUUUUUAUGCUUUUUAUGUUAUUAAACUUAAUUUUUUUAUUAAAACCAA
Molecule: messenger RNA, 7136 nt
Organism: Copidosoma floridanum
Lineage: Eukaryota; Metazoa; Arthropoda; Insecta; Hymenoptera; Encyrtidae
Gene: Col4a1
Product: Collagen type IV alpha 1
Biological process (GO): collagen-activated tyrosine kinase receptor signaling pathway; extracellular matrix organization
Cellular component (GO): collagen type IV trimer
Molecular function (GO): extracellular matrix structural constituent conferring tensile strength
Source: RefSeq, a predicted model, not a curated record